AUGGGCACACAUGGCCACUAUCUAGCAAGUGCGGAAGAAGAUUUGGCCAUCAACCUUUGGGCGGGCGAGUGCGCUUCACCAGAAUUGUUGCAACUAGUACCAGAAAUAUCAUAUUUUCAAUCUCCGCCAGAAGAUUCCCAUCUGAGGGCAUUCGUAACCCAGGAGUUUCUCGGACAGUCAUCUCGUGUUAAGGCAAUGGUUCUGAGGUUAUUAUGGUCACUUUUUUGGGGGUAUUUUCAUCUCCAACCCCCUACCAAAGAGCUUGCUGACCCGUGUGUGGUGAUAGAGACUAAUGAUACACACCUCCGUCUGGUGUCGGCUGUCGAGGCACGCGAGCGAAGCGUUUGUCCCACAUUCCAACUGCCGAUCCCUCGUAGUGACACCAUCGGCGACUAUCUGUCAACGAGAAGGUGCAUUGCAUGUCACCUCACUGCCUCGCGUUUGGACAGUUCUCGAGACAAAUGGGGCCAGACCGUGAAAAUGAAAUUAAAGGAGAUAUUUAACAAUGCCUUCUCUGUGUUCUCUCGGCCGUUCUGUUCAUGCGUUGAGCCCGUCCUUCGUUGUUCUCGGUGCCUACCUCUCCUCACACUCGUCGCCCUCAGUCUUGAUUUGGUCUUGAACAUGCACUGCUUAGAUCGACUGCUCUUCAAAAAUCUGGUGCUCUCGCUUCUCUCCUUCACAGCUUUCGGCUUUAACUUCUCGUUCACCCCACCUAGUUCCUGCGACAAUCUCGAUAUCGUGUGGUCAGGUGGGACGAGGCCUUUCUCACUACUUAUCACACCGGGUUUCUAUGUUCCCCAGAACAUUUCCAUUCCAGAUUCGGCAUUCGAUCCGAGCUCAGGCAAUGGUAGCUUCUCAGUGCAGCUCAAGCUCCCUCCAGGGCGCAAGUUCCUUCUCACAAUGUCUGAUUCAACGGGCUUUGAGGCGGGAGGGACGUCCGAUAUCUUGACUGUUGGCUCGUCCAUUAGCGGCACAAACUGUCCAUUGGUUGAUGCCACACCAGAUUUUUUCUUCGAUCUGAACUCGGCUUUGCAGCAGUGCCGGACGUCCACUUUUAGCGGAUACGAUAAUGCGACACAGCCUGUUACAAUUCUGGGAUUGAUUCCUUCUGGGCAAUCGUUUGAACUUCUUCCUCCACAAGGGCCGUCGACUUUCGACUGGAUAGUUGAUGUUUCUACGGGAACUACCGUCACAUUCAUCCUGACUGAUGCCUUGGGUAGACAGGGGGGAAGUUCUGACUUCAGGACGGUUGGCAUAAGCGCUGACUCCGCGUGCAUUAGUGCCUCAUCGCCUCAUUCGACCGCACAAACGCCGUCGGCAUUAUCGUCAACAUUAUCGUCAGCGUCACCAAGUGGAACUCAGGCGAGGCAGACCGUCGAUACGCACUCGGGUCCGAAUAUUGGCAUUAUAGUUGGUGCGAUUGUAGGCGGGCUUGCUGUUGUCUUCCUCGCACUUCUCCUAUCGUUUUGCUGUCUACGACGACGAAAGCAGGUAACGGAUGAUUUUGCAGGCCAAUAUCGACCACCAAUCGCUUUCAUAGACAAUCAGUCAUCACGCAUCCGCGCGCUCAUUCCUGCCAGCGGUCGUGCACGGCGCACACAUUCCUCAGUCGACCUUGUUCCGCCAGCUGCAAUGCGCGAUUCAUCCAUGCAUAAUCCGCCUCUCCAUCAAUCGAUGCUGCCCGCUGCUGAGGACGAUUACAUACCGAACCCGCAUAUCAUUCUUUCUGACGCUGAAGCUAUUUACAGGCACUCUGGACGAUACUCCGAAUCUUACCCGUGGACGCAGCCUCACUCUAUAUCGCAUCCUCCGACUCGUGAUGCUAUGGGCUACGCUCAGUCACAUAGCCGAUCGCAAUCACAGUCAGAAACCGACGGCUUCUUAAGUCCAGGCUCCAGGCUCUCUAAUCCUUACUCCUUUGCCCAUGCCAGGAGCCCAUCUGUUCCAUAUUCGACAAGCCCUCCUGCGUCUCCUGGUGUCACUUCGCCGAAGGCAUCAACUAGACAAGCACAUCGGAUAACGCCUCGCGUUGUCCAGCACACGGAUGCAGAAGAUGUGGGCAGCUCAGGAGAACAGGCCAACGUAGUCGAGCUUCCUCCACAAUAUACGGACCGAAGCAACAUAAAUGCAAUGUUGGACGAUCGCGUCAAAGGAUCUGAUCGCUCACCUAAGUGA
Fomitiporia mediterranea MF3/22 is the source of this 2175-nucleotide messenger RNA. RefSeq lists its product as uncharacterized. The record is from RefSeq and is a predicted model, not a curated record. The coding region runs from base 1 to 2175 and encodes 724 amino acids. Lineage: Eukaryota; Fungi; Basidiomycota; Agaricomycetes; Hymenochaetales; Hymenochaetaceae. The transcript has 12 exons.